Messenger RNA from Colossoma macropomum (tambaqui), 1375 nucleotides. RefSeq names its product epithelial cell adhesion molecule (gene epcam). The record is from RefSeq and is a predicted model, not a curated record. The transcript has 10 exons. Gene Ontology annotation, cellular component: membrane. Lineage: Eukaryota; Metazoa; Chordata; Actinopteri; Characiformes; Serrasalmidae. The coding region runs from base 80 to 1006 and encodes 308 amino acids.
UGUCACCUGCUUUGGGUUUGAUGUUAUUCGAGUGGCGGACUGAGGUGAGGAGAAGUCUCUCUGAGAGCUCACAUCCAAGAUGAGGACCUUAAUUGCGUUGUGUCUGCUGGCUUUUGUCGCUGGAGCUUCUGCACAGUGUGUUUGUUCAACCAUGAAAUGGGCGACCUGUGAUGGAAGUCCCUGUGUAUGUACCCUUCCUGUUGAUGACAACGUGAAGGUGUCUGUGGACUGCACCAAAUUGAUUCCCAAGUGCUUCCUCAUGAAGGCAGAAAUGUACCGUGCCAGGAAUAAACUGGACACAAGAUCCUCAAUCGGUGGGAAGCCAGUUGAGACCGCCUUUGUAGAUAAUGAUGGGAUUUAUGAUCCUGAGUGUGAAUCUACUGGGCAGUUCAAAGCAGUCCAGUGUAACCGCACAGAAACAUGCUGGUGUGUCAACAGCGCAGGCGUCCGCCGAUCUGAUAAAGGAGACAAGAACAUCAAGUGUGAACCAGUGGAGACCUACUGGGUUCGUCUUCAGUUGAAGCACAAACAGCUAGCCACUCCCCUGGAUGAUACAAAACUAAAAACUGGGGUUGAGAAUGCCAUCUUGGAACGUUACAGCAUCCCCAAGAACGUUGUGGAAAAAGUUGAGUAUGACAAGGAUGCCCGUCUGAUCGUUGUGGAUGUUAAGAAAGAAAUGGGGAAUCGUGACAUUGACCUGUCCCGCAUGGCUUACUACAUGGAGAAAGAUGUGAAAAUCCUGCCCUUGUUCAGAAAUCAGUCAUCAACUCUUCAGCUCAGUGUUGGUGGCACCAAGGUGGAAUUGGAGGACAUACUAGUGUACUAUGUUGAUGAAAAGGCUCCCACGUUCACUAUGAAGUCAGUGACAGGAGGUGUGAUCGCAGUCAUUGUGGUGGUCGUUCUGGCUGUGGUCAUUGGGCUCCUUGUUCUGUUCUUCCUCAGGAAACGAGAGAGGGCUCACUUCCAGAAGACUCAGCAAAGAGAGAUGGAUCCCAUGUCGUCAUAGUGAUGCCGUGGUUUUAGUCUUUAAACACUGGAGUGCUUUGCACAGAGAGCCGCUUGUAUAUUGCUUGGCUUUUUUUAAGUUGGGUUGUGUUUUUAAUGGGAAUUUAAUGUGCCUGUUACAUGCUCCACAGUUGUGAACAAAAAUGGAUCUUUUACAGUUACUUUUAAGCUAUAUUUAGAUAUAGUCCAGUCUUUAAUUCCCAACCAGGAUAAAGAUGGAAAUUUGUUUAGUCGGUCUAAACAGCUCAUUGUGCGUCUAGAUAUUUAAUGAUGUCUCACUUCACUAAAUAUUCUCAGUGGAUUUAAUACAUGUUAUGUACAGUUUGUAUGUCACUGUUUUUAAUAAAAAUGUCUAAAUGUCUUAACUGGA